AUUGUGGGGAAUUUAACUGUGAAGGACAUCAGCAUUGAGAGGAUCAGUGUUGAUUACUCCAGCUAUGGGGAGGCUCAGGUCAGUGAGGGAGACUUUGGCCACGUCACGGAGAUCUAUGACUUCCCUUCAUCCCUGAAAACAGAGGAUCUGAUGGAAAUGUUCUCAGAUUUCCUGGAAAGUGGUUUCAAAAUCCAAUGGGUGGAUGACACACAUGCCCUGGGAAUCUUCUCCAGCCUUUCCACAGCAUCUCAAGCCCUGGGACGACGUUAUCCUUGUUUGAAGAUCCGACCACUGAUCCAUGCAACAAAGCAAUCCAAGAUCAAGGCACUCCAGAGACCAAAGCUCCUGCACUUGGCCAAGGAGAGGCCCCAGACAGAUACAGCUGUGGCCAGGAGACUUGUGUCCCGUGCCCUGGGGCUGAGGAACAGGCACCAGGAUGGCUCAGCACCCGAGGGGCUCCUGCCAGAGGAAUUCCAGGAGGAAUAA
Acanthisitta chloris (rifleman) is the source of this 486-nucleotide messenger RNA. It is a transcript of the gene R3HCC1, whose product is annotated as R3H domain and coiled-coil containing 1. Gene Ontology annotation, molecular function: mRNA binding; RNA 7-methylguanosine cap binding. NCBI's taxonomy places the organism in Eukaryota, Metazoa, Chordata, Aves, Passeriformes, Acanthisittidae. The transcript is spliced from 4 exons. The annotation marks the transcript as partial. The record is from RefSeq and is a predicted model, not a curated record.